Mangifera indica (mango) is the source of this 2955-nucleotide messenger RNA. RefSeq lists its product as uncharacterized. The record is from RefSeq and is a predicted model, not a curated record. Bases 221 to 2491 code for a protein of 756 amino acids. NCBI's taxonomy places the organism in Eukaryota, Viridiplantae, Streptophyta, Magnoliopsida, Sapindales, Anacardiaceae. The transcript has 6 exons.
GUUCCCGCCAAAUCCAUUUGGCGCGGUCUUUACAUUCCACUGCCUCUUAUUUCACAGGCGAACCCUACUCUCUCUAUAUCCAUUGAUUGCUGAAGCUUCGAGUUGAAGCGCCAACUCCACAUCUUCUUCUCUCUCUCUCUGUGGAUCUAGCCCUCAAUUCCAGAAAAAAGCAUUGCAAUUCUGUAUGCAUUGACAAGGGCAAAAGUUUCACAUUCAUCUAAUGGAGUUACGGAGUUACAGUCAUUUGCAUCUUAUCCAGGCCAUUAAAGGUGGUCAAGUGAUAAAAACCUUGAAUGUUAGGCCUGGGAGGCCUGCACUCACCUUUAAGGAAGUCAAAGAAAUAUACCAAACUGAAGUUGCUAAACAUCAUGAUUCAAUUCCACAAGAAGAUGUAUCUGAAUGUUCUCAAGUCAACCCUAACAUGGUCAAGUCUGAAAGUCCAUGCCUACUUAGGUCAGAGAGAAGAACAAUCAGAGUAGAUGCUUCUGAGUUUAAUCACAGCAGUGCCGAUGAAGAAAGUGAAACUGACUUGGAUGAUCUUAGCUUUGUUAACAUGACACUGAAAGAGUUUAAGGAGAGCUGCAAAUCAAGGAAGAGGAAAGGUCCUAAACAUGUAGAUAUAAGUGAAGGAUUUUUUGAGAAUUCUUUCCCUCUAAAACAAGAAGACACCAAUGUCAAUCUUGAAACUGAUGAAGAUGACCUCAAGGAGCUUCUCAGUAGUUGGAAAUGUAAAGUUACAAAGAACAAGAAGCGAAAGAAGAAGCACAUUGAAAGCCAUAUAUUGACUUCAUCUCAAAGUGCCAUAGUUAUAGUAAAACCCCAGAAGGUUCUCACUGAUGGAAAUUUCUGGCAGCCAAGUGGCUAUAAAUCUGUGCCUAUUGACAUUAAGAUGGAGGUUGAUGAGUCUGAUAACUUAAAUUGCCAAACCAUGAUCUGUGGUGCUGCUGAUUCUUCUCACAAUUGUAACAAGCAAGUGGAUUAUUGUGGAGUGGUAAUCGAUGAAUUACAUGAAACACCUGGUGAGUGUGUUCUUGAGACUAAUGAGUCAACAUCUUUAAGAAAUGAACAGCCUUGUGUUUUAAAUGAAGAAUCCAAUGAAUAUAUAGAGUUCACUAAUCCCACACCUUUUUCUGACAUAAGGGUCUCUGGUUGGGAGAUCAUGGCUGUGGAUAUUCCACAAAUAAUCAGUUACCAGUGUCCAGGUUUUCCAGUGACAGAAAAUGUGAAUGAAGGAUAUAUUAUCCACUCACCUCUUGACAAUGUCUCUCCAGAACCAAUCUUGAUGUUCAAUGAUCACAACUUCGAUAUAUAUCAUGACUCUGAAAGUCAUUCUUCAAUCCAUGCGCUAUCAUGGCCAAGUAGCAGUGAUAGGCAGGUUCAAGUGCUUGAUAUGGCAAUUGAUAAUAGACUUCAGUGUAUGGAAAGCAUUGAUGUUGAUGGUGCAUUACUUUUUGAGGAUUGUAGAAGAGAUGGUUUGCCUUCUGACUUUGAAGCAAGCACUAUUAGCCCUUCUAGUGACUGUACCUCAUCUUGGAGUUCCAAUUCAUGUGUGGAUCUUAGUAGCUGUUCGGUUCCUGUUGCUGAUGAUUCACCUUUGGAAGAGAGGAAGCAACUCUCUUUGUCUGCCUGUGAUGUUGCAGCAAGAAAUUGCUCCGGAGCACUACAUCCCUUUGGUGCUUCUGAUGAGCUUACAACACCAUCAGGUUUAGGGGAUUAUCAUCAUCCAAAAGUGCAUUGUCCUCCUGAAAGGCUCCUUUCAAACAGAAAGGCUAUUUCUCCUACCUCUCAGGAGAGGCUAUGCAAGGCUAUGAAUUCCAUUGAUUUAGAGGACGACAAACAUUCUGUUUCAGAAUGCAGAGGGAAAUUGCUGUUUGAGAAGCAAGCUGAUAAUAAUGUCAUUAGAACUGAAGGAUGCAAUAAGACAACAAAUGCUGGAAUCACUAUCAACACGAAGCAAGUCCGUAGAAAACCUAAAUAUGAUAAGAAAGGGUCCCAUCCUAAGGGCAUUCUCAAAAGUCCUCAUCUUUCUAAUGCUGCAUCUAGUUUUAGCACUGGCUGCACUUCCAAACAGAGUUUAUCACAGAGUGCCAUUGCAUUCUCCCAGCGGCAGAUGCAGGAUAUUGAAUCUCUUGCAACUAAAUUGAUGUCAGAGUUGAGCUACAUGCAGGAUGUUGUGAAAGAAAUAUUGUCUUCUGAACCUUCUCCAGCUAUGCCACUGAAAUAUAAAAUGGAUAAGGUGACAAUGGCUGUUAAGAGUGCUAAUAAAACUGAAGAAACAGCUAGAAGAUGGCUUUCCAUAAUGAGCAGGGACUGCACUCGGUUCUGUAAAAUCAUGAAACUGAGCGAGGCAGGAAGUUGUGCUUCUGGAAAUAUAGUCAACAAGGAGAGGAAGAUUACUUUUGCUGAUGAGGCAGGUGGAAAGCUUUGCCAUGUCAAGGUGUUUAAGGAUGACAUGACUUCUGAGAUGGAGCAUACUGAUACAGAGAAAUAGCUGCCUAAUUGGAUAUUGACUCACUACUUGUACAUAACUUCUUUCUAUGACUUAUGCCUCAGUUUGAUGUGCUUACUACAAGUCGGGAAGUUGCUGAAGUCAUGGAGGUAUAACUUCUACAGUUUUAAACUUCUUCCCUGACUUGCAGACUGCAGAGAAGAACACAAAGUUCCUAAACCACAUACCAACGGAUUCCCGAGGUAUUGCAAUUAUUUGUUAUUGAUCCUGCCACUAUUUCCUCAAUAAACUCAACUCGUUGGUUGGAUGAAAUUCGAGGCACCUUGUAUUCUUUCUUCAUCAUAGUCAAUGUCAUUCUUUCAGCUUUUUGUUAUUGUUUUGCCUCAGACGACCGAAUCUAGUUAAGAAAUGUAAUUGUUUGUCUUAUAUCCCUAUAUUUUUGUGGACAAUAGUAAAAUUCUGUUAAAAGAUGCAGUUAAGUUUACUAAGCAAUAGUUGAUGGAUAA